AUGGUCCACGUAGACUACACAAAGACGCUGUACUGUAGCAAGGUGGGGUUGAAGAGGGGGCCCUGGACGCUGGAGGAGGACGAGCUCCUCGCCGGCUACAUCAACCACGAGGGGGAGGGACGGGAGGGACGGAGGCGCACCCUCCCUAAGUGGGCCGGCCUCCUCCACUAUAGCAAGAGCUACUGCCUCCGCUCGAUGAACUACCUCCGCCCGUCCGUCAAGCGCGACCAGAUCGCCCUAGACGAGGAGGACCUCAUCCUCUGCCUCCACUACUUCCUCGGCAAUGGGUACCCUUCUCUUCCUCCCCAAAUUCUCGAAGAUCAUCGAGCCGGAUCAAUCGAGGUUGAGCUUUCCUAA
Messenger RNA from Eucalyptus grandis, 357 nucleotides. Its product is annotated as transcription repressor MYB5-like. The transcript has a single exon. Lineage: Eukaryota; Viridiplantae; Streptophyta; Magnoliopsida; Myrtales; Myrtaceae. The record is from RefSeq and is a predicted model, not a curated record. Bases 1 to 357 code for a protein of 118 amino acids.